CAAGAUUAUUUUUGACUCAAACCAAACGUAGAAAUUGAAGAGAAAAAUCGAAACAUUCACAGAGCCACAUUACAAGUAUUAUUUUUUCCAGUGAAAUGUUUUUCCAUCAAACCGACCGGAGCCUAGCCGAGCCUCAGCCACCAUUGGUCCUCUUCGCAUCAUCAUGAUACUAACUCCUCCAUGGCGUUUCUGUCCGGUUCCUCUCUUCGAAACCUAUUGCCAACCCUCUACAGUUCGUUCGUGCCGGACACCCUACGCCUGUUGAACCUCUGCAAAGCAGCCGACGACUUGAAGCCACUGAAAUCUCUCCUCCUCGUGCAAGGCCUAUUCAACCAUGAAUCACUGGUCGCACAUUUUCUUACCCGAUGCUUUGAUCUGGGUGCUCACGAACUAGCUCUCUCUACUUUUCAAAGGAUCGAAAAACCUAGCAUAUUCUUGCAGAACUUGACGGUUAGGAGUCUCUGUGAUAAUGGGUUGUUUGAAGACGUGUUGUCUGUCUAUCAAAAAUGUCGAAUUUCUGGCUGCCCGUCUGAUAAUUUCACGUUUCCUUUCGUGGUCAAGGCCUGCUCUGCUCUUGGCACUCUUCGGAUUGGCAAAGCUGUACACUCUGUUGUGUUGGGAACUGGGUUUGGAGAUAAUGUUGUUGUGCAGACAGCUCUUGUUGAUAUGUACGCAAAAUGUGGUCAAAUAGAGGUUGCACGUUUGCUGCUUGAUGAAAUUCCUCAACCAGACUUGGUUCCGUGGAAUGCUUUGAUUUCUGGGUAUUCGUUAAACGGACCGAAUGAAGAGGUCUUUGAAGUUUUCCGGGAGAUAUUUGCAGUGGGUCUGAGACCUAAUGUGAGCACUUUGGCCAGCACAAUUCCAGUGUGCACCCGUUUGGGAUUUCUGAAUGUGGGAAAAUCUCUUCACGGCUUCGCUGUUAGGUCUGGAUAUUCUUUGGAUAGAACUUUGAUCCCUGCUUUGAUUUCAAUGUAUGCUGGUGGUGGGGAGUUGGGCGAUGCAAAGAGUUUGUUUGAUUGUUUUUUGGAAAAGAAUGUUACCAUGUGUAAUGCCAUGAUCUCUGCUUAUGCACAGAACCAGAAAUCCAAAGAGGCUUUUGCAACAUUUCAGCAAAUUCUCCAAUCUGGCAUGCAACCUAACAUGAUCACGUUCUUGUCCCUCAUUCCUUCUUGUGCGGGUAUUGAUAGCAUUUUAUAUGGCGAAUCCCUACAUGCUUGUGUAGUUAAAAAUGGGUUAGAUGAAGAGCCCGCAAUAACUUCAGCCCUUCUUUCAAUGUAUGCCAAGCUUGGAGAGAUGAGUUCAGCUGAGUUUCUUUUCAAUCUGAUGCCUGAUAGAAAUCUUUUAUCAUGGAAUUCAUUGCUUUCAGCACUUGUACAUAAUAGACAGUGGGGUGUGAGUUUGGCUAGAUUCCGUGAAAUGCAGUUUGCAGGGUUUAAUCCAGAUGCAGUAUCCAUUGUCUGUAUCCUUUCUGCCUGCUCUGAACUAGAAGCCACUCUGCCUGGUAAAUCUGCUCAUGCAUAUAGUAUUAAAAAUGGAUUUGAUUUGUAUCUCAAUCUAUCCAAUGCACUUUUGGCAUUUUACUCCAACUGUGGUAAGCUUUUUUAUUCUUAUAACCUAUUCCAUAAAAUGAAUGUCAGAAAUGCCACUUCAUGGAAUACAAUGAUAUCUGGAUGCGUGCACAAUGGAGAAACAAAAAAUGUUGCUGCCCUUAUUCACCAGAUGCAACAAGAAAGGACGAACUUGGAUUUGGUUACCCUGAUAAGUGUUCUCCCUUGUUACAAUGGACCUGAAAGAUUGUUGGAGGGAAUGGCUAUUCAUGGCCAUGCCAUCAGAAUUGGAUUUGCCUGUGAUGUUUCUUUAGCUAAUGCACUUAUUAGCAUGUAUUCCAACUGUGGAGCAAUUGAUUCUGGCAAGUUACUUUUUGAGAGAAUGCUUAAUCAGAAUGUGAUUUCUUGGAAUGCUUUGCUCACAGGGUAUCGACAUCACAACUUACAGGAUGAUGCCAUGUUGUUGUUUUGUCAAAUGAUAGACGAGGAUCAGAAGCCAAACUAUGUAACGUUGCUAAAUAUAAUACCAGUAUGCCAUGCCCUGUCGCAAGGCAAGUCCAUCCAUGCGUAUGCAACCAGAACAGGGAUUGGACUAGGGGCUUCUCUUCUUACGUCUCUUAUGUCCAUGUAUGCUAGAUUUGGAAAUGUGGACUAUUGUCUUUUGCUGUUUGAAAUAGGGGAGAAAAGAAAUAUUUCUUUGUGGAACGCUAUGAUUUCUGCUCUUGUACAAACAAGAAAUGCAAAAAAGGCAGUUGCUUUCUUCAGUCAAUUGCUUCAAAUGGAAAUAGAACCUGACUUCAUGACUGUUUUGAGCUUAAUUUCAGCUUGUGUUCAGACAAACAACUUGAGUCUCGCAAAUUCUGUGCAAGCUUAUGCGAUACACAAAGGAUUUGACAAGGAUUUGGCCGUUAACAAUGCACUGAUUCAUCUGCAUGCAAGUUGUGGGAACAUUUCAACUGCUAGGAAGCUAUUCGAGGGCUUGCUUAUAAAGGAUCCCAUCUCUUGGAGUGUUAUGAUUAACGCUCACGGGCUACAUGGGGAUGCUGAGGCCGCCCUUGCUCUUUUCUCACAGAUGGAACUUUCCGGUGUAAAGCCUGAUGACAUUACUUAUGUAAGUAUUCUAUCAGCUUGCAGUCAUGCUGGUCUAGUCGAGCAAGGAAGGAUGAUUUUUGAGUCUAUGGUAGAAGAUGGGAUAUCACCGAGGAUGGAGCACUAUGCUUGCAUGGUGGACCUUCUUGGGAGAACAGGUCACUUGAAUGAGGCUUGUGAUAUUGCUAAGAAAUUGCCCCCUAAGCCUUCUAUGAGCCUCCUAGAAUCUCUGGCGGGGGCCUGUAUAGUCCAUGGCAAUUUUAAACUUGGGGAGGAAAUCGGAAGGUUGCUCCUUGAAAUGGAUCCUGAAGAUCCAGGAUCAUAUGUGAUUCUACACAAUGUCUUUGCUUCAGCUGGAAGGUGGGUAGAUGCCAGCAAAGUGAGGUCUAGCAUGGAAGGGAGAAGAUUAAGUAAACUACCUGCCUUUAGUCUUGUUGAGGGAUUAUAAACGGUUGCCUUGCAGGCUUUCCAGAGGCAAAUGAGAAUCAAUGUUUCAAGUUCUUCACGCAAGACGUAUAUGCCAAUUGUUUCUCCAGAGAAACUCAAGAAAGGUGAAUCCGAAUGAAACAACUUUGCCGUUGUGCCAAAAUGCUCUCCUUCUUAGUGCCUUUGCAACUGGAUUUCUGCUAGCUUCAAGGGGACGAUAAUCUGUUCUGCAGCAUCAGGCGUAACUUUUCGCUCUAAGAAGCCGUCAAAUUGUGUGAAUCCCAGACAGCUUCUUCCUGGGAGCACACUGUGACGCUGGAAAGGCGUUUUCUGGUAAGCUUUGAUACUGAAAGAAAGGCUGGAAAUUUCUGCAACUGGUUGGUCCCAGAGCUUAAUUGAAAAUCUGUGGGGACUUGGGAUGAUUUUUUUAUGUUAGAAAUAUAUAAUUUGACCAUUUACUAGGCGUUCGCUCUGCAUGGGUUAUUUUGUGAUGGGAUUAAGUUAAUGGUGAGAUAAAUUAGUGAUGGGAUUAAAUAAUGCCAUGCGAUGUUUGGCACAUGAAGUGUCGUCCAAGGUAAUUCUAUCUCUGGUUUGGUUUCAGAAAGGUAUAAAUAUUGCAUUAAUUUGUAUUGAUUGAAUGAUUAAAAAACCAUAAUACCCCU
Molecule: messenger RNA, 3724 nt
Organism: Diospyros lotus (date-plum)
Lineage: Eukaryota; Viridiplantae; Streptophyta; Magnoliopsida; Ericales; Ebenaceae
Product: pentatricopeptide repeat-containing protein At5g39350-like
Exons: 2
Coding region: 181-3084 (967 amino acids)
Biological process (GO): RNA modification
Molecular function (GO): protein binding; RNA binding
Source: RefSeq, a predicted model, not a curated record